AUGAUGCCAAGCGCCAUGGGCCCCAAAGUGCUGCAACGCGGCGCUCCACAGGAGACCCCGCAGGCCGUUGUUCCCGGAACUCAGUGGCAUCCUUUCCUGUUGCUGCAGCAAGCAGCAGCACCACAGACAACCGCAGGAGAGCGCGCUGCUACAGCUCGCAGCACACCGACAGAAGCGCCUCCUAAACGCCCCCGUUGCCCUUCCCGGGUCAAGCAGCAGCCAGCAGCAGCAAACAACCACAAGCAACAAGUUCCAUGCAACACUGUCUAUGGCGGCAGGUCAAUGGCCUGGCUGCUCUGCGCAACUGCUGCUGCUGCUAGCAUCGUCUUGGGCAGCAGGAGAGAUAGGCAGCAGCAGCACAAGAAGCAGCGGCGAGUCCGCACACAGCAGCAGCAGGAGCAACCGCAGCAGCCAAAAGACAGGAGGAUAGAAGCCACACUCCAUAACGCGCAAACAAACUCCUGUGGGCAGCAGCAGCUCGAACGGCGGAAGCAGCAGCAGCAAUACCAGCAACAGCAGUAG
This is a messenger RNA of Eimeria mitis, 522 nucleotides long. RefSeq lists its product as uncharacterized. The record is from RefSeq and is a predicted model, not a curated record. NCBI's taxonomy places the organism in Eukaryota, Apicomplexa, Conoidasida, Eucoccidiorida, Eimeriidae. Bases 1 to 522 code for a protein of 173 amino acids. The transcript has a single exon.